This is a messenger RNA of Durio zibethinus, 1094 nucleotides long. Its product is annotated as late embryogenesis abundant protein At1g64065-like. The record is from RefSeq and is a predicted model, not a curated record. Lineage: Eukaryota; Viridiplantae; Streptophyta; Magnoliopsida; Malvales; Malvaceae. Gene Ontology annotation, biological process: defense response to other organism.
AAGUGACUUCUUGCACCAUUGUUUUCAAGGCAAGUUCUCAUUCCCUCUACCAAUUAUUUCAAAUCUAUUAUCCCAAUUCCCAUUUUUUUCUUCAUGUUCAAUUUAUCUAUAAAUACUUGCUAAUAAGCCCCACAUUUCUCAUAUCAUUCUUCACUCCCUUAAGGACUUGAAAAUUUUUUUCUCAAGCUUUUGAGUUGGUAAUUAGCAUCAACAAAAAUGGAACAGAAGAGCCAAUCCCCAUAUCCAUUGGCACCCGGUAAUAGCCUUUCCCAAAGUGACCCAGAGUCUGUCGCGGUUCAGUCAAAAGAGGUAAAGAAAAAGAAGAGAAUGAAGUGCCUGUUGUAUAUUGUAUUGUUUGCUUUGUUCCAGACUGGAAUUAUAUUGCUUUUCGCCUUGACGGUCAUGCGUAUCAGAAACCCAAAGUUUCGAACGCGAUCAGGGUCAUUUGUUGACACAUUUGAUGUUGGAACCGAGGCUUCCCCUACCUUUAAUUUGCGAAUGAAUACUCAAUUCACGGUAAAAAAUACAAACUUUGGUCACUUUAAGUACGAGCUUGGUACUGUCACGUUUGCAUACAGGGGCACACCGGUUGGCCAGGCGACUAUUCAGAAAGCUCGAGCCAGGGCUAGAUCGACGAAAAAAGUUGAUGUUAUAGUGGAUUUGAGGUCGAGCAGUUUGUCAAAAACUAAUGAAUUGGGAAGUGAUAUUAGCUUGGGGGUUCUACCCCUGGCCAGCUACUCAAAGUUGGAAGGUAAGAUUCAUCUGAUGAAGGUGAUCAAGAAGAAGAAGUCUGCCCAAAUGAAUUGUACCAUGGAAAUUGACAUUGCCUCGAAAACACUUGGAAAUAUUCUAUGCCACUGAUAUGCUAGCUGCCUUGUUUUAGGUUAUGGACUUUGAUUUUUUGCCUAGGGAUUUUGUUUUCUUUUUUUACUUGAUUUCUGUCUUAUGUGUUUCUUUAUUUUUUUUUAUUAUUAUUUUGAUCCAAGGGGGACAUAUAUGCAUGUUGAUAUGGUAGUCCCUCGUUCGCGUGCCUGUUCUUUUUUUCUUUUUUUAUUUAUUUACCAUGGUUUUCAUGAGAAAUUAUAUUUUAAGAU